AUGUCUCCCAUGGUGAAGGUGCUGGUGCUCAUGUGCGUGUUUGUUGGAGGGAGGGACACGUCAGCGUUCUUGCACAACGCGCUUGCGGCGAGAUCUGCGCGAGAUGUGACAGAGUUCUGCUCUCGUGAGGGCGCUGCGGUAAGACAAAGCGGUACGAGCCAGUCAUCAGCAAAAGAAGGGCAGCUCUGCAUGAAGGGAGGUGGCGGUGGACGCAAGUCCAAAGGGAACAAAAAGGGCAGGGGAAAAGUGAACCCCGCUCUGCAGGCUGCACUAGAGAAGUGGGAGCCUGUCAUCGGAAUCGAGAUACACGCGCAGAUCUCGUCGAGCACGAAGGCGUACUGCUCCUGCAGCACCCUGUACAGCCCCGACAGCCCCAACACGAACGUCUGUCCCGUCUGCCUCGGCGAGCCGGGCUCCCUGCCGGUGCCGAAUGCGCGAGUCGUGGAGCUAUCCGCGAAGGCCGGCAUGGCUCUCGGUUGCACCAUCGCCGCAGAAACCAAGUGGGAUCGCAAGAACUAUUUCUAUCCCGACACCCCGAAGAACUACCAGAUCACCCAGUACGACAGGCCGAUCGCCGAGCACGGGGAGAUCGUGCUGCCUUCUGGAAAGAAGGUGGGCGUCACGCGUCUGCACAUGGAGGAAGACUCGGCGAAGAUGAACCACCAGGGGGCAGAAAGCCUCGCAGGCUCCACGCACUCCCUCGUCGACUUCAACCGCGCCGGCACCCCUCUCGCCGAGAUCGUGAGCGAGCCCGACAUGAGGUCCGGGAUCGAGGCCGCCGAAUACGGGCGAGAGCUUCAGAGGGUGCUGCGGUAUCUGGGCGUGUCGGACGGAAACAUGGCGGAGGGGUCCAUGCGGCUCGACGUGAACGUUAGCCUCAGGCCCAAGGGCGAAAAAUGCCUCAAUACCAAGGUGGAGCUCAAGAACCUCAACUCCUUCCGAGCGGUGCAAGAGUCGGUGGACUUUGAGAUCGUGAGGCAGUCCAGGUGUUACGAGACAGAUGAGGUCAUCCGGCAGGAGACGAGACUGUGGGACGAGAAGAAGAAGGCAACCCAGAUCAUGCGCGUCAAGGAAGGCGAAGCGGACUACCGCUACUUCCCCGAGCCAGACAUCCCACCGCUUGCACUGCCGGCGGAGUUGCUACAGAGAUGGCGUUCCGAGCUGUGCGAGUUGCCCGCCGGAAAGAGGGAACGGUACCAGUCGGAGCUCGGACUGUCGGAAGAAGACGCUUCUGCUCUAUCGGACGACCAGUCCGUGGCGCUGUACUUCGAGGAGGCGGUGGGGGCGGGGUCCGACCCCGGGGAGGCGUGCAAGUGGCUCAUCGGUGACAUCGCCGGGUACCUCAACAGCAAAAAGAAAGGAAUCAGGGAGAUCGGGCUGACACCGUCCGGCCUCGCCGAGCUGGUGGGUCUCAUCAGGGAGAGAAAAAUCUCGGGCCGCAUCGCCAAGGAGUUGCUGCCAGAGCUGCUGGGAGGCGAGUGGGAGGGGGGCGUGGAGGAGCUUGUGGAGGAGAGGGGGAUGCAAGCCAUCAAUGAUCCUGCUGAGAUCGAGGGUUUCGUGCGUGAUGUGAUGAAGGCCAACGCGGACAAGGUGGAACAGUUCCGCUCGGGCAAGACCAAGCUGCAGGGUUUCUUCGUGGGACAGGCGGUAGCCUUGUCUGGGGGCAAGGCGGACCCCGAGCUAACGGGAGAGGUUGCGCGAAGAUUGCUUGAGGACGUUGGGGUUGAGGCUGGGGCUUCAUGACCCCGUUGAAGCUGUUAGUAUAGAUAUAGCAUAGGCAGAAUCGAACAUACCUGUUGUUUGGGGAAAAUGGAACUAUUGCCAUUUAUGAGAUUGCGGUCUAAGCGGUCCAUAUUCGCUCUUCUGUUGAAGGGUGUGUUGGCGGUUUCUUCGAUGCGGAUGUAACACGUGGCCGGAAAUUGGAGUGCCGAUGUUUUUACGAGAGAGAUAGUGGAUGGAGACUCUGCAUCAUCAACCUGAUGUCCUCUGGUUGGUGCUCGCCCGACCCUCCCAAUGACCCGACGAGGUGUCUAAUGAUCGGCUCUUGGGACGCCUCGUGGUGUUUCUUACCUC
Messenger RNA from Ectocarpus siliculosus, 2073 nucleotides. The record is from the annotation of a GenBank genome assembly. NCBI's taxonomy places the organism in Eukaryota, Phaeophyceae, Ectocarpales, Ectocarpaceae.